Messenger RNA from Coccinella septempunctata (seven-spotted ladybird), 4728 nucleotides. It is a transcript of the gene FoxP, whose product is annotated as forkhead box protein P1. Gene Ontology annotation, cellular component: nucleus. The transcript is spliced from 15 exons. Gene Ontology annotation, biological process: regulation of transcription by RNA polymerase II. Bases 346 to 2544 code for a protein of 732 amino acids. The record is from RefSeq and is a predicted model, not a curated record. NCBI's taxonomy places the organism in Eukaryota, Metazoa, Arthropoda, Insecta, Coleoptera, Coccinellidae. Gene Ontology annotation, molecular function: DNA-binding transcription factor activity, RNA polymerase II-specific; RNA polymerase II cis-regulatory region sequence-specific DNA binding.
AGGCAACAGACAAGUAAAUAGUAAACAACAUUACAUCCAGCACAGACGUAUGCUAUUCUAUAGUCAGUAUGUUUUCGGUCUUUGCUAGUAUGGUUUCCUCGCUUUCGCUACUGGUUCAUAACCUUACAUUUCAAAUUCCCGCUUGAAUUAUUACGUAAUGAUGAUCAAGAUUAUUGUGCGUUGGUUGUCGGUAAUUUUCCCGCCAAAAUGGUUUUCGAUUUUUUCUUGAACUGUGGUCGGACUCCCACGCAUGUGGCUGCUGUACAAUAUAAGUGAAUUCUUGUAUGAACUCGAUGAUCCAUGCUCGUGGUAAUCUGAGGAAUUGGAUAGAAUUGGUGAAACUUCAUGAUUUCAUUUUCCCAGGGUCAUAUUGGAGACGUUCCCUUUGAAAGUGCUGUUGGCUGGAUGAAAAAUCAUUUUUCUGGAACGACUCCAUGGUAUCCUGCUUUCAGGCAGUCGAGAUAUAGCGAAGAUGGUAUUAUGGACCAAGACGUAGAAGGAGAUGGUGCUAUUAAUCUAUCCACCUCUCAAAGACCUUCUGCUUCGACCACGCCAAAUGAAAGUGUUCAUCAGGACGACAUGGAGCAGGCAGCAUCGUUAGAGAAGGUUCUAAAGGAACAACAACAGCACCAACAACUCGAACUAGAACGCAGUUGGGACCAAGAACGAGACUUCAAGGGAAAUGGAAACAGCACUCCCACAUCAGAAUCAAGAUUGCAAGAGGCCACACCGUCACCAUCAUCAGAUACGCAGAAAAAUUUCACUGCAACAGUGCCUCCAAUAUCACAGACACAAACUCCUGUGCCCCAGGCUCAAAUUAUGAACGCACCAAGCUCUAACUUACACCAUAUUCUGCAGCAACAUGUCCUUAGUCCCUCCCAAUUACAAAAUUUGAUGAAGCAGCAUACAAUUCUACAACAGCAACAGCACCAGCAACAUCAGUUAGUCGAAUUGGGGAAGAAACAGAUCGAGCAGACGAUCCAGCAGUUGCAAGAACAACUCCAGUUGAAUCUCAUCCAGCAGACACAUAUCCUUCAGAGUCCAGACAAGAAGAAGGCCUCUUCAUCUCUCCAGCAGCUUGGAUUGCAGCAGCAACAAAUAAUACAGCAAUUACAGCUCAUGCAGAGGCAAUACGUUGGUUAUCAAGGCAUAGGCAUGCAGCCCCUCAUGGUGACGCCUGGUCAAGGUCUUAAUGCAAGAGAAGUGUCGAACCAUUGGAAGGACAUUGGCGAGCCACACCAUCUUUCGAAUAAGACUCCAUCUGAUAUAAAUGAUAAUUCACCGGGGUUGUUGGGAGUAGUUCCGAACAGAAUAAAAAGGGAGGACUCCUCAGAAGAAAAGCCAGACAGAACGACUACACCAGAAAGGGUUCACCAUCUGUACGGGCAUGGGGUGUGUAAAUGGCCAGGUUGUGAAGCAAUAUGCGAAGAUCUGCAGGUUUUCAUCAAGCACUUGAACACAGAGCAUAAUUUGGACGACAGGUCUACUGCCCAGGCUCGUGUCCAAAUGCAAGUAGUGUCACAAUUAGAACUUCAACUUCAGAAGGAAAGAGAUAGACUGACUGCUAUGAUGCAGCACCUGCACCUAUCGAAGCAGCUUGGUGCCAUGGACCAAUUGAAGGAGGGUUCAGGGCAGCUGACCCCGAAACUAUCUGUGGGUUCAACGACUCCUCAGCCACCUGUUUCCAUAAACCACAUGGUAUCAGCUAUAAGGUCUCCGGUAUUGCAUGCGGCAUCUCCUCAAAUGGGUGGACCAAUCAGAAGAAGAUUGAGCGAUAAAUCUGCGUUAUCUUUGGCGGGAGAGAUUCAAAGGAAUAGGGAAUUUUACAAGAAUGCCGACGUUAGGCCACCCUUCACUUACGCCUCUCUCAUAAGACAGUCAAUUAUAGAAUCUCCAGACAAACAGUUGACGCUGAACGAAAUCUACAAUUGGUUCCAGAAUACGUUCUGUUAUUUCAGAAGGAACGCUGCCACUUGGAAGAAUGCGAUACGCACCAAUCUGUCACUCCACAAGUGUUUUGUGCGUUAUGAAGACGACUUUGGGUCAUUCUGGAUGGUCGACGACGCUGAAUUCGUCAAGCGGCGACAUCUGUCGCGUGGACGGCCGCGGAAAUAUGACCCAACCCCGUCACCCACUCCACCCUACUUUGCACAGGGAGUUUCAAAAAGUCCAACAUCGAACCACAGUCCAACGUUAUACGGUGAACAUAUAUCUUCGAAUAUUCAGGCUUCGCUGAUGGAAGACAACAACUUCUCAUUCAUGACUGGAGGUCCUUCCAUAUUAAACAGACCAAGAGACAGAUCGGAAUCCCCAGCUAUAGAUUCACAUCUGAGGUCUCAAAUGAACGGGGGGCUACACGUGAAGCAAGAGGCUAUGAUGAGCCACGAGCAUCAUACCGUGAGAGAAUCAGACCAAAUACACCACCUCAUCAAGAGGGAAGUUCAUUCGGAUCACGAAGAUGUAAAAAGAGAACAACCUCAAGAAAAUAUGGCAGAAGAUCUGAGUGUUUCAACUGAGCAGAAUUUGAACGCUAUGGAAGCGUAGUGUGUGAACGAAGAAGUGUUAUGAAAGAUUUACACAUAAAAAUGUUGUUAUUGAAGUACUCAAAGCAAAUUGCAGUCGUUUCAUGAAUGGAAACAAACAUUGACGCUUGAUUGAAAAUGCGAAAUGCAGAAGCUGGUUUGAGAACAACUAUAUUUUCGAAAAAGGGCGCCAAGAAAACCUACUUUGAGAAGCUAUUAAAUGUUAUUUUUAUAUUCACAUCACAUUUUGCAUUGACAGAAUAAUUCUUUAUAUAACCAUUGGCGUACUUUCUAGUCGAAAUGAGAUGAGAAAAACUUGAGGACUAAUGACUCAUAUAAGUAUUAAUAAUUUGAUUGAAAUUUGUUCUUCACAUCAUCAAAUGUUAGUUGGAGAGCUAGGAAAACUCUACAAAUGUCCCUUUGUUUCUCCAUGAUCAAUUUUCAGCCAAAUGUAUAUAACUAUUAGACAUAUCAAUAUCAAUUAUCCAAAAAAAUCGCCAAAUGAUUUGUUUUUCCAAUAUAUUUUAUUUUUAUUGUCGAAAAGACUGCCAAAAUCGCGAUUUGUUUUACGUACUUCGAUAUCUUCAAAGCUUUCUUUCUCUUUUCUGUAGAGUAUUAGGGUAGAGGAAAUAUGUAGAAAAUGGACUGAAUAGAACGAAUGGACAUCAAAAUUUGUACAGUUGUGUGUGUACAUAGACAAGUUACUUUUAAUGAAGCGUGUUUAAUUACUGUUAUUAUUAUAUAUUUAAAUGAUGUGAUGAUCAGUGUGAAAAAUUAUUUUGUUAAGUAUACAGGGUUAUUUGUUAUGUGUUGAAUUCGGCAGAGCCGAAUGUUUUAGAUAACAUGAAAAGAACAUAUCGAAGGAUGCGAAAAGAGGCUACAAAGCAGAAGAAAACUAUGUAUCUCGAAUAAUAACGACAAGACUCCAUUUUCGAAAUAUCAAUAGAGGUCGUUUACUUAUCUUCAGUGGAAAACGAAAUCUAGUUAAAUGUUUUGUGGCUUUUUAGCCUCUAUUCUUAUUAUCUUUCGAGAAAAUGUUCAGCUGCAUCCGGUUGUAUUUGGAUGCAUGUAUAAUUGUUGAGUACAAUAAAUUUGUACUCAUUUCGUCUUUUAAAAUCAAUACUGUGCUCAUAUAGUGAUGCAUAAUAAGCAAUAUUGUAAAUUUUUAUCGUUAAGCAUUUGACUUACUAUAUUCGACCUUCAAGCGAGGAAAUUUGUUCCAUAUCAUUAUAUUUACUAUAUCAUAUAUCAGUGUAAAAAUAUGAUGUACCUAGUUGAAACAUUUUUCAUAUAUUUACAUUAUCUAUUACGAUUAGAUGAUUGUUCCAUCAACUUUUUGAUUUUUGGACUGAAUGUUACUUUUGUAGUGAAAAUUAUUUUUUACUUAUGAGGUAAUUGCUCAAGGUGUUUCAUUAACUUCAAGAGUAACUAUCCAGAAACAGAUAAAGGGAUGGCCCAGACUGCACUUUUAAAAAUCCAUUUCAUUAUCAUACGUUCAAAUACAUGCAGAAUUAUUUAGUCCAACAAUCAUCUAUGUUACUCCGUCUACUUUUCUACCUAUGAAACGCAUUUACCACACCAGUAGAUUCGAAAUUGGAUGAAAAAACAUUUGAUGCUCAAAUUUUAUUAUUUUUUGUAUCUGAAAAAUCGUUCUAUGAUUUCGUAUUUCGCGAAUAAUAAAAAUAUAUUGGAAUGAACAUAUGGAGGAGGAAACUCUGCGUGAAGGAUUUCCUCAGUCGUUCUCAAUCUCGUCGGGAAUUUGCAUGAGACUGGGAAGAAAUUAUAUUGUUAGUCGAUUUUUUUUAUUGUUUCGAAAUUUGGAUUAAUCGUUUAUUUGACAAAAUUUGGAGAACAAUAAUUGCCAAAAAUGUGCAUUCAUGUGAUAAUAGUUUAGUUUUCAACCUUAAUUACUUGUAGAAAUUGUUAGAUAGGUUGAUACUUUAAGAAUAGUAUUGCAUGAAAUUCUUUGAUACAAUUGACGAGAAAAAAAUUAAUGGAAAAAAUUAUACGCUCAUUCGAAUUUCCAUAUUCUAAUCAAAAGUCACAUAUCAAAUUGUUCAUGGAAGUUGUGCGCUUUUACUGUUUCACAUCAGUGAAUUCCUUUUUAUAUUCAGUUUUCAGCUGGCCAUCAUUUCUUCAUGUAAUUCAAUGUACGAACUUCUCAUGUAAUAGUAUUUCUCAUUUGUUCAAUAUAAUUACAAAGCUC